Messenger RNA from Hippocampus zosterae (dwarf seahorse), 2617 nucleotides. RefSeq names its product F-box and WD repeat domain containing 5 (gene fbxw5). Lineage: Eukaryota; Metazoa; Chordata; Actinopteri; Syngnathiformes; Syngnathidae. Gene Ontology annotation, molecular function: protein binding. Gene Ontology annotation, cellular component: Cul4-RING E3 ubiquitin ligase complex; SCF ubiquitin ligase complex. The transcript is spliced from 10 exons. The record is from RefSeq and is a predicted model, not a curated record. The coding region runs from base 140 to 1978 and encodes 612 amino acids. Gene Ontology annotation, biological process: protein ubiquitination.
UGUUCUGUUUUCGACUAGUACGGCCUUGUGGCUCCUCUGUGAUCUGUUGUCAUUUUCCAAGCGGCUACCCGCCUGCCGCCUGCUCGCCACCAGCCUACUUUGAUCGAACAGUUUCUGAAAUAAAAUCUAGGAUGUUAGGAUGGAGUGUGGCCCAUUUCUGCCAGACAUUCUGGUGUUGGAGAUUUUCCUGCGUCUGCCCCACGACGCCGUGCUGAGAGCGGGCCUCACCUGCCGCCAGUGGCUGGCCGUAUCCAGAGACGAGUUCUUAUGGAGGGAGCUCUUCUACUCCUACUAUCGCAUCCCACGCACUGUACCCCAACACCCAGCGGCUGUGUCGUGGUACAGGGAAUUCAAGCGCCUCUUUGACUGUAUCCCGUGUGUCGAGGUUCAAACGCUGAAGGAGCACAGCGACCAGGUGCUCCAUUUGGCCUUCUCCCACCGGGGUCACCGCUUCUCCUCGUGCUCCAAAGACUGCACUGUCAAGCUUUGGGACACGGAGCGGCACGAUGGCAACAUCGCCUUGGUGCACAGCUCCAGCAUGCGGCAGUUCAACUGGGGCUACACGCAGUUCUCGCAGUUCAACGCCGACGACAGCCUGCUGCUCGUGUCCGGCGUCUACCUGGGCCCGCACCACUCCUCCUCGGGGGAGAUCGCCGUCCUCAGUCUUGAGAACUACACUCUGCUGUCGCGAGUGAGAAACAAGCCGUACGACGUGUUUGGCUGCUGGCUCAAUGAGACCCACCUGAUCUCAGGCAACCUGCACUGGAUCGGAAACAUGACCUCCUGCUCUGUGCUCUGGCUCAAUAAAGCCUUUCAGGAUAUCGAGUCUGAGAACAUCAACGUAGUGAAGCGCCUUUUCAAGAUCCAGAACAUCAACGCCAGCACCAUCCGCACCGUCAUGGUGGCCCACUGCCGUCGCCACGACAACCCCGACCUUCUGGUGGACUACGAUGCUCAGUGCCAGGCCCGCAGGCUGAAAGGUCAGCAGCGUCAGCCGCAUCAGCCGCUGCUCUUCGACUUGGGGACGUCCAGCAGCGAAGAGGACGAGGAGGAGGACGCGGUGAGCCCGAGAGACGGCAGAUGCCACGGCACGGCCGCGCAAGCCGCCGUCUCCAGCCUGGAGCACUUGAAGGAGAGUUGUAAGAACCUGGACCCCAGCCAGGUGGCCCUCGAGAGACAGGUGGCUCAGAUGAUGGGCCGGGUCCACACCAAAGCCCCGGACUCCAGCCUUAUGGACACCUCGAAGUCCGGCGACGGCGAAGACAAGACUUACUUAUUGUUUACCACCGGCAGCCUUACGUACUCUCCUCACCAGAUAGGCAUUAAGAGGAUCAAGCCGGACCAGAUGACCACCUGCGGACCCGUGCUGGGAGAAGAACGUAGCUCCUACGAGUUCUUUGAUUCGCUGGACCACGUCAUCGAUAUCCACGGGCACAUCAUCGGGAUGGGUCUCUCUCCGGACAACCGGUACCUGUACGUGAACAGCCGGGCGUGGCCCGCGGGCUGCAUUAUCUCGGACCCCAUGUGCCCGCCACCCAUCGCCGAGGAGAUCGACCUUCACGUAAUCGACUUAAAGAGUCUGAGGGAGGAGCGGCGUAGCCUUCGCGCCCACCGAGCUUUCACGCCCAAUGACGAGUGCUUCUUCAUCUUUCUGGACGUCAGCAGAGACUUUGUCGCCAGCGGCGCCGAGGACAAGCACGGCUACAUCUGGGACCGCCACUACAACAUCUGUCUAGCGCGGCUGGCCCACGACGAUGUGGUCAACUCGGUGGCCUUCAGCCCCGCCGACCAGGAGCUGCUGUUGUCCGCCAGUGACGACGCCACCAUCAAGGUGUGGCGCUCCCCCCGAGCUGUGCGCCUGGCGCAGGACGUCCUGGCGCAGGACGUCGCCCGUCGGUCCGCCCGCCGGUCGCACCGCCGCACCGGCUUACUGGCCUCCUGGCUCAACCGCGGCAGGGGCGUCAAUGGCAAGCCUUGAGGGACGCUGCCUGGUCACUAGGGGGCGCCGUUUCCUAAGCGCCACACUUGGACCGUUGACAGCUGUGCUGUGAACAACUGUCACAAAAUAUUUUUAACAGGAAAAAAAAAGACAUUUGUUUUAGCCCGCCCCCCCGCCCCUCUUCCGCACAGAGCUCCAGGCAUGACAUGGAAAAAAAAUCACUCGUGGCCACGGUAAAGAUAAAAUGUGUCUCCAAAAUGGUAAUUAGUUGCAUGAACUAUACCGAGCGGACAAAUUAUUUAUAUAAGAUGAUGAAAAAGGUGCAACCUGAUAACAACAUAUUAAUUUGUGAUUAUAAAAUACUAAAAUUUGGCCAGGAUAUAGAUAUAAUCUGUACAAACAAAUACUAAUUUGAAGCCAUGAAAUACAUAAAACAUAUGUACAAAUACUCAUUUGUAGCCAUAGUUUGUGAUCACAAAAUUCUAAUUUGUGCCCACAAAAUACUAAAUUGUUAUCCUGAAAUAUGACAUGAAAAAAAGGCCCAUGUCAUGUUUGGAGCUAUGUCAUCUGGAUACAUUUUUAAACAAGAAAAAUGAAAAAAUUUUCGCCUAUUUUUUUUUGUGAACAUCACUUCCUACUUUUUUGUGGACUGAUUUAAAAAGGAAAAAAAAAAAGAAA